Messenger RNA from Photinus pyralis (common eastern firefly), 1239 nucleotides. RefSeq names its product UPF0605 protein CG18335-like. The record is from RefSeq and is a predicted model, not a curated record. The coding region runs from base 142 to 1068 and encodes 308 amino acids. Lineage: Eukaryota; Metazoa; Arthropoda; Insecta; Coleoptera; Lampyridae. The transcript has 7 exons.
AAGUUUCAGAAUUAGAUGCUUAGGUAUUAUUGAAAAUCAAAUUACCCGUAUUUGUUGAAAGCGCAUUGAGACAUUUGUAUUGUCAAAUGACACAAAAUUAAAGUGGUUAUAAGUUUUGGAUUUAUCUAAAUUACAACUAAAAUGUCGGUGGAAUUAGUAUCAACGCCUAAUCCUCAUUUUAUUCCGGGCUACACAGGAUUUUGUCCUCAGUACAAAUACAGAAUUGGCGAUUCUUACGGUACAACGACCCACAAAUUGCUCUUGGAUCCCACAGUUAGCCAUGCCGAAAAGCUAAUUCUCUCCGAUAGAACCGUAGAUGACUAUCAAGUCUUGAGACCGCCCCAACGAGACAUCGACAUAGUAAAUGCAAGGUCGCUGCAAGGUGAUCCUAUUUAUAAACAUCCUACCAUUCCAGGAUACGAAGGGUUCGUUCCUCGAAUUAAUGGAAUGAUGGGCCAAAGAUAUACCGUCCAGGCAACGGAAGCCUUGUCGCAAUUUCAGCAAAUGCAAAAUAAAGAUGCAGCAGCUCUACAUCAAUUAAUAAAACAGGGGCUGAUACAAGACGAUAAGUGGAAUCCUAGAAGUCUGCAAGAUCGAGAGUUGGCAACCAGCGAGUUCAAGCUACCUCUGCUGCAAGUUAGACCAGAAUGCGCAGGCAUCGUAAGAAAUUUACCAGUGGAAGAACCACCUCUCAAACCGCCCGAUCAUUCCAGUAGCCCAUAUUUCAUGGACAACUCGGAUCCGGAUAAGUAUUUAGUAAAAGGUUUCUCCGGGCCAGUUCCAUUCGGAUACGCCUCAUUUGGCCAACCAAAUCAAGCAAUGACGAAUAGUGCUCUAUGCGAUUUUACAACAAAUUACAGGAAGAGACUGAGUACCGAAUGGGCGCCAGUUUCCAUAAGUCGACCAGAUCCACCUUUACUCAUUCAACCAUCAGAAAUUUAUCAUCGGCACAUUGGCCAACUGCCAAAUUAUGCGGGACAUAUACCGGGAGCUGUGUUUAGGUUUGGUAAAACAUAUGGAAAUGACACAAGAGAUGCCAAGAGAUGGUUAAGGGGCGAUUUCAGUUGACACCGUUAUUUAUGUAUGGUAAAUUUUUUGGCAAGAAGAAAGGGUACAAAGUGUUCAUAUAAGGCAUCCUGUCUUAUGUAUUGAGAUUAAAAGUCUUUUGAUUUGUUUUUUGUUUCAAUAAUUUAUAUAGCGUAAAUGCAGAAUAGGAAUAGGCAACUAAUCAUACUUGUA